AUCAGGUCAAUAAUGAGUUCAAGGAGUUGCGAUUGUUUAUAAUGGGGAAUUUUAGACAAGUUAAGGAUGCACUUAACAGAAGCAGUCGUGAAUCUGAGCACCACGUCAGGAAGAUGCAACUGAAUCUCCAAGUCAUGUACCUAAUUAGUCGAACAAUAAUCCGAUGAAAGAUGACAACCAGAUAUCAAAUGUUAUGGAUAAGCCUCACUGUGAUGCAAACGAGGUUCGGACACCUCAUUUCGUUCUUCAAGAACAUGUCAAAGUUAAUGUCAAGGAGUAUUUGCAGCCUGUCCAGAUACACAUACAAGACCCUUUGACGGUACAUGAACAGCUUAACGACAUUAAUGUAUUUCAGAACCAUGACAUCCAACAACCUCAGUCACAAUUUGAGUUGAUAGAUGCUUUGUUACCUGAUAUUGAUGCAAUCAAUCCCAAAAAGAAUGAUGUGGUUCAUUCAGAGGUUGUGGUCCAUCCAGAGGGUGUCGUUUAUGAUACUACACCCGUGCCAGUUCAAACGAUCAGACAUCCCAAUCGAUUGACAGGAGACGGUAAUGUAAUUCAGAACGACGGAAUCCAACAACCUCAGUCACAAUUUGAGUUGCUUGAUGCUUUGUUACCUGAUAUUGACACAAUAUAUCCCAAAAAGAAUGUUGUGGUUCAUUCUGAGGUUGUGGUCCGUCCAGAGGGUGGCGUUUAUGAUAAUACACGCGUGUCAGUUCAAAGUAUCAUACAUUCUGAUCGAUUUAUUGCUCUCCUUACUCCACAAAAAUUGGAUCAUCAUCUGGUAAAUAACAAUGUUUAA
Molecule: messenger RNA, 802 nt
Organism: Solanum pennellii
Lineage: Eukaryota; Viridiplantae; Streptophyta; Magnoliopsida; Solanales; Solanaceae
Exons: 3
Coding region: 164-802 (212 amino acids)
Source: RefSeq, a predicted model, not a curated record